Messenger RNA from Bipolaris sorokiniana ND90Pr, 1353 nucleotides. RefSeq lists its product as uncharacterized. The record is from RefSeq and is a predicted model, not a curated record. The coding region runs from base 44 to 1069 and encodes 341 amino acids. Lineage: Eukaryota; Fungi; Ascomycota; Dothideomycetes; Pleosporales; Pleosporaceae. The transcript is spliced from 3 exons.
CUUGAGUUUGACCCAUUUCUACACCAAAUUUCUCACGACCAGCAUGGCGCGCGAUGACCGAUCCGGAGAAUUCAUUGGUGUGCUUGGCUUCUUCAUGUGCAUCUGCAUUCUGCUAGUGAUGCUUCGAUGUUACUGCAAACUAGUAAUUGUGAAGAACUUCUCAGCCGAUGACUACUUUUCUGUCCUUACGCUGGUUUCAUUCUUGGUCUUUUGUACCCUAGCGCGUCUAGGUAUUUCGAACGGAACUGGAAAACGACGAUAUCUUAUUCCCGACGAAAACUACCCAGUUGGCAUGAAGUGGUGGUGGGCCUGCGAACCGACCUAUGUCAUUACGAACAUCUUUCUCAAAUCCAGCAUCGGUAUCUUCCUGUUGCGCAUCGCUCAGAGGAGAACUCAUCGCAUCAUUCUUUGGACUUCCCUGCUUUCCAUCCAGAUAUACAGCGUGUACUUCUUCUUCAUCUUCACCUUCCAGUGUUGGCCGGUUUCCUUCUUCUGGGAGCAAUUUCGCGGUGGUAAAGGCUACUGCAUACCCUCCAAAGUCAUUGUCAAUUCGUUCUAUGGCUACUCUGCGUUGUCAUGUGUAACCGAUUGGACGUUCAGUAUCGUUCCAAUCUUCAUCGUGCAUGGUCUACAAAUGAACAAGAGGAACAAAGUCACUGUGGGCGUUGUACUCGCCUGCUGCGCUAUUGGUUCCUCAGCGACUAUUGUCCGCCUGCCUUUCAUCAAUGGCCUUAACGAUAUCCCCGAUUUCCUCUACUCUACCAUCGAUGUUGCAAUCUGGUCUACCUGCGAAACCGGCAUUGGCCUUGCUACUUCCGCCGCUGCUACCCUCCGCCCCUUGCUCCGUCAGGUCCUCAACGAUACGUCAACGCACGAUAGUGCCAGUCGCAAGCGCUCGCGCGCGUGGACCUCUGGCCAUCCGUCACGAGCAGGAUAUCAGGAGCAUCCCAGCCAACAUGGCGAUCAUGAUAUCCAGCUCACAAGUCAUAGUUUGAAACAAUAUAAUGUCCAGGUUACAGGUGGAGAUAGGUCAAGUCCAAGUAGUAGUACUAUCAGACUAAAAGACUAGUCAUAGGAUAGUCAAAGCAUAGUAGCUAACAAGAGUACACUAAGUUAUAAAGAUAUUGUUAUAGUAUAGCAACGAGAUAUACGUAGCAAGCUUGCGACUUGUAGAGAUGUGAUUACGAGACGGAUCUGGCCAAGCAAGUCUUCGUUCAGCUCCUGCACCGAACGUAUCUCGUAAUCACUCUCGUUCACAACGAUAGCUAUGUGGAAAUGGUGUGGGCAGACGCACCAUACAUAAUCCCCAGCCUUCAACUUGCGGAUUGUAGAGCCAACUGCACAAACCCUGCC